Messenger RNA from Dendronephthya gigantea, 741 nucleotides. Its product is annotated as ankyrin repeat domain-containing protein 1-like. The record is from RefSeq and is a predicted model, not a curated record. NCBI's taxonomy places the organism in Eukaryota, Metazoa, Cnidaria, Anthozoa, Malacalcyonacea, Nephtheidae. Gene Ontology annotation, molecular function: protein binding. The coding region runs from base 1 to 741 and encodes 246 amino acids. The transcript has 4 exons.
AUGAAUAGAGGAGCCGAUUCCUACAUAGACUUGGCUCGAAGAACAGGUCGAUACAGUGAUGGUAAAGUCAAAGCCUACAAAGAACUGAUGACGCAAAGCAUGACAGGGCAGGCAUCGCUUGUGAACGAGGCUCUUCACGCUGUAGUCGAGAAUAAACUGCAUCGAACUGCAUUGUCAGAGAGCAACAGCAGUGUUUUGGAAAGAAACCGAGCUCUACUUCAAUAUAUUGCGACAUUGGCAGGUUCAAACAAGAAGAAUGACCACUUUAACUAUGAGUUUGUGGAAUCUUUGAUUGCAGGUGGCGCUGAUAUCAACAUUGCUGACCAACACGGACAGUCAAUGUUUCAUGAGGUAGCACGUUCUUGGAAUAUAGAUGUGGCAAGGUUUCUCCUAGAGCAAGGUGGAAACAUAAACAUACAAGACAGCUUUGGUCGAACACCUUUACACGUCGCUGUGUCAGUGGACUUUGCUGAUAUGGCAGGAUAUCUGUUGGAAAAUCAUGCAGAUAUUGAUGCAAGAACGUUAGGGGAGUUACAAGCUCCAAUUCAUUACGCUGCAAAGAAUGGUGCAGAAAAGUCACUCAAACUCUUGUUAGGAUAUCACGCAGAUAUUGACUCCCUUGACUACAGGCAACGUACACCACUACAGACACCUCUGGAAAUUCAGCCUUAUCAGUUCUUAUCGACCGAAUACCACAACUCUCGCUGGAAGCUCUCAAUCAACUCCACAGUACAGACCUAA